AUGGAAAUUCCCUUCAAGGUGUCCGUGGGCUUUGUCGUUCUGUGGCAACAUCUUAACAUGGAAAUUCCCUUCAAGGUGUCCGUGGGCUCUGUGGUUUUGUGGCAACAUCUUGACAUGGAAAUUCCCUUCAAGGUGUCCGUGGGCGUUGUCGUUCUGUGGCAACAUCUUGACAUGGAAAUUCCCUUCAAGGUGUCCGUGGGCUCUGUGGUUCUGUGGCAACAUCUUGACAUGGAAAUUCCCUUCAAGGUGUCCGUGGGCUCUGUGGUUCUGUGGCAACAUCUUGACAUGGAAAUUCCCUUCAAGGUGUCCGUGGGCUCUGUGGUUCUGUGGCAACAUCUUGACAUGGAAAUUCCCUUCAAGGUGUCCGUGGGCUUUGUCGUUCUGUGGCAACAUCUUGACAUGGAAAUUCCCUUCAAGGUGUCCGUGGGCUCUGUGGUUCUGUGGCAACAUCUUGACAUGGAAAUUCCCUUCAAGGUGUCCGUGGGCUUUGUCGUUUGUUGGCAAAUCUUGGACAUGGAAAUUCCCUUAAAGGUGUCCGUGGGCUUUGUCGUUCUGUGGCAACAUCUUGACAUGGAAAUUCCCUUCAAGGUGUCCGUGGGCUUUGUCGUUCUGUGGCAAUAUCUUGACAUGGAAAUUCCCUUCAAGGUGUCCGUGGGCUGUGUGGUUCUGUGGCAACAUCUUGACAUGGAAAUUCCCUUCAAGGUGUCCGUGGGCUUUGUCGUUCUGUGGCAACAUCUUGACAUGGAAAUUCCCUUCAAGGUGUCCGUGGGCUUUGUCGUUCUGUGGCAACAUCUUGACAUGGAAAUCCCUUCAAGGUGUCCGUGGGCUUUGUGGUUCUGUUGCAACAUCUGGACAGGAAAUUCCCGUCAAGGGGUCCGUGGGCUUUUUACGUUCUGGUGGCAACAUCUUGACAUGGAAAUUCCCUUCAAGGUGUCCGGGGCUUUGUUGGUUAUGUUGCAAACAUAUGACAUGGAAAUGCCCGUAAAGUGUCCGUGGGGGCUUGUACGUUCUGUGCAACAUCGUCAAAAUGGAAAUUCCUUCAAGGUGUUCCGGGGCCUCGUGGUUUUGUGGCAACAUCUUGACAUGGAAAUUCCCUUCAAGGUGUCCGUGGGCUUUGUGGUUCUGUUGCAACAUCUUGACAUGGAAAUUCCCUUCAAGGUGUCCGUGGGCUUUGUCGUUCUGUGGCAACAUCUUGACAUGGAAGUUCCCUUCAAGGUGUCCGUGGGCUUUGUGGUUCUGUUGCAACAUCUUGACAUGGAAAUUCCCUUCAAGGUGUCCGUGGGCUUUGUCGUUCUGUGGCAACAUCUUGACAUGGAAAUUCCCUUCAAGGUGUCCGUGGGCUUUGUCGUUCUGUGGCAUCAUCUUGACAUGGAAAUUCCCUUCAAGGUUUUCUUGGGCUCUGUCGUUCUGUUGCAACAUCUUGACAUGGAAAUUCCCUUCAAGGUGUCCGUGGGCUUUGUCGUUCUGUGGCAACAUCUUGACAUGGAAAUUCCCUUCAAGGUGUCCGUGGGCUUUGUCGUUCUGUGGCAACAUCUUGACAUGGAAAUUCCCUUCAAGGUGUCCGUGGGCUUUGUCGUUCUGUGGCAACAUCUUGACAUGGAAAUUCCCUUCAAGGUGUCCGUGGGCUUUGUGGUUCUGUGGCAACAUCUUGACAUGGAAGUUCCCUUCAAGGUGUUCGUGGGCUCUGUCGUUCUGUGGCAACAUCUUGACAUGGAAAUUCCCUUCAAGGUGUCCGUGGGCUUUGUGGUUCUGUUGCAACAGCUUGACAUGGAAAUUCCCUUCGAGGUGUCCGUGGGCUUUGUCGUUCUGUGGCAACAUCUUGACAUGGAAACUCCCUUCAAGGUGUCCGUGGGCUUUGUCGUUCUGUUGCAACAUCUUGACAUGGAAAUUCCCUUCAAGGUGUCCGUGGGCUUUGUCGUUCUGUGGCAACAUCUUGACAUGGAAAUUCCCUUCAAGUGUCCGUGGGUGUCCGUGGGCUUUGUCGUUCUGUGGCAACAUCUUGACAUGGAAAUUCCCUUCAAGGUGUCCGUGGGCUUUGUGGUUCUGUUGCAACAUCUUGACAUGGAAAUUCCCUUCAAGGUGUCCGUGGGCUUUGUGGUUCUGUUGCAUCAUAUUGACAUGGAAAUUCCCUUCAAGGUGUCCGUGGGCUUUGUCGUUCUGUGGCAACAUCUUGACAUGGAAAUUCCCUUCAAGGUGUCCGUGGGCUUUGUGGUUCUGUUGCAACAUCUUGACAUGGAAAUUCCCUUCAAGGUGUCCGUGGGCUUUGUGGUUCUGUGGCAACAUCUUGACAUGGAAAUUCCCUUCAAGGUGUCCGUGGGCUUUGUGGUUCUGUUGCAACAUCUUGACAUGGAAAUUCCCUUCAAGGUGUCCGUGGGCUUUGUCGUUCUGUUGCAGCAUCUUGACAUGGAAAUUCCCUUCAAGGUGUCCGUGGGCUUUGUCGUUCUGUGGCAACAUCUUGACAUGGAAAUUCCCUUCAAGGUGUCCGUGGGCUUUGUAGAUCUGUUGCAACAUCUUGACAUGGAAAUUCCCUUCAAGGAAAUUCCCUUCAAGGUGUCCGUGGGCUUUGUGGUUCUGUUGCCACAUCUUGACAUGGAAGUUCCCUUCAAGGUGUCCGUGGGCUUUGUGGUUCUGUUGCCACAUCUUGACAUGGAAAUUCCCUUCAAGGUGUCCGUGGGCUUUGUGGUUCUGUUGCAACAUCUUGACAUGGAAAUUCCCUUCAAGGUGUCCGUGGGCUUUGUGGUUCUGUUGCCACAUCUUGACAUGGAAGUUCCCUUCAAGGUGUCCGUGGGCUCUGUGGUUCUGUUGCCACAUCUUGACAUGGAAAUUCCCUUCAAGGUGUCCGUGGGCUUUGUGGUUCUGUUGCAACAUCUUGACAUGGAAAUUCCCUUCAAGGUGUCCGUGGGCUUUGUCGUUCUGUGGCAACAUCUGGACAUGGAAAUUCCCUUCAAGGUGUCCGUGGGCUUUGUGGUUCUGUUGCAACAUCUUGACAUGGAAAUUCCCUUCAAGGUGUCCGUGGGCUUUGUCGUUCUGUGGCAACAUCUUGACAUGGAAAUUCCCUUCAAGGUGUCCGUGGGCUUUGUCGUUCUGUGGCAAUAUCUUGACAUGGAAAUUCCCUUCAAGGUGUCCGUGGGCUGUGUGGUUCUGUGGCAACAUCUUGACAUGGAAAUUCCCUUCAAGGUGUCCGUGGGCUUUGUCGUUCUGUGGCAACAUCUUGACAUGGAAAUUCCCUUCAAGGUGUCCGUGGGCUUUGUGGUUCUGUUGCAACAUCUUGACAUGGAAAUUCCCUUCAAGGUGUCCGUGGGCUUUGUCGUUCUGUGGCAACAUCUUAACAUGGAAAUUCCCUUCAAGGUGUCCGUGGGCUCUGUGGUUUUGUGGCAACAUCUUGACAUGGAAAUUCCCUUCAAGGUGUCCGUGGGCGUUGUCGUUCUGUGGCAACAUCUUGACAUGGAAAUUCCCUUCAAGGUGUCCGUGGGCUCUGUGGUUCUGUGGCAACAUCUUGACAUGGAAAUUCCCUUCAAGGUGUCCGUGGGCGUUGUCGUUCUGUGGCAACAUCUUGACAUGGAAAUUCCCUUCAAGGUGUCCGUGGGCUUUGUGGUUCUGUGGCAACAUCUUGACAUGGAAAUUCCCUUCAAGGUGUCCGUGGGCUUUGUCGUUCUGUUGCAACAUCUUGACAUGGAAAUUCCCUUCAAGGUGUCCGUGGGCUUUGUCGUUCUGUGGCAACAUCUUGACAUGGAAAUUCCCUUCAAGGUGUCCGUGGGCUUUGUGGUUCUGUGGCAACAUCUUGACAUGGAAGUUCCCUUCAAGGUGUUCGUGGGCUCUGUCGUUCUGUGGCAACAUCUUGACAUGGAAAUUCCCUUCAAGGUUUCCUUGGGCUCUGUGGUUCUGUGGCAACAUCUUGACAUGGAAAUUCCCUUCAAGGUGUCCGUGGCUUUGUGGUUCUGUGGCAACAUCUUGACAUGGAAAUUCCCUUCAAGGUGUCCGUGGGCUUUGUCGUUCUGUGGCAACAUCUUGACAUGGAAAUUCCCUUCAAGGUGUCCGUGGGCUUUGUCGUUCUGUGGCAACAUCUUGACAUGGAAAUUCCCUUCAAGGUGUCCGUGGGCUCUGUGGUUCUGUGGCAACAUCUUGACAUGGAAAUUCCCCAAGGUGUCCGUGGGCUUUGUCGUUCUGUGGCAAUAUCUUGACAUGGAAAUUCCCUUCAAGGUGUCCGUGGGCUGUGUGGUUCUGUGGCAACAUCUUGACAUGGAAAUUCCCUUCAAGGUGUCCGUGGGCUUUGUCGUUCUGUGGCAACAUCUUGACAUGGAAAUUCCCUUCAAGGUGUCCGUGGGCUUUGUCGUUCUGUGGCAACAUCUUGACAUGGAAAUUCCCUUCAAGGUGUCCGUGGGCUUUGUCGUUCUGUGGCAACAUCUUGACAUGGAAAUUCCCUUCAAGGUGUCCGUGGGCUUUGUCGUUCUGUGGCAACAUCUUGACAUGGAAAUUCCCUUCAAGGUGUCCGUGGGCUUUGUGGUUCUGUGGCAACAUCUUGACAUGGAAGUUCCCUUCAAGGUGUUCGUGGGCUCUGUCGUUCUGUGGCAACAUCUUGACAUGGAAAUUCCCUUCAAGGUGUCCGUGGGCUUUGUGGUUCUGUGGCAACAUCUUGACAUGGAAACUCCCUUCAAGGUGUCCGUGGGCUUUGUCGUUCUGUUGCAACAUCUUGACAUGGAAAUUCCCUUCAAGGUGUCCGUGGGCUUUGUGGUUCUGUUGCAACAUCUUGACAUGGAAAUUCCCUUCAAGGUGUCCGUGGGCUUUGUCGUUCUGUGGCAACAUCUUGACAUGGAAAUUCCCUUCAAGGUGUCCGUGGGCUUUGUGGUUCUGUUGCAACAUCUUGACAUGGAAAUUCCCUUCAAGGUGUCCGUGGGUGUGGUUCUGUUGCCACAUCUUGACAUGGAAAUUCCCUUCAAGGUGUUGCAACAUCUUAGCAUGGAAUUCCCUUCAAGGUUCCGUGGGCUUUGUCGUUCUGUGGCCAUCUGGACAUGGAAGAUUCCCUUCACGGUGUCCGUGGGCUUUGUCGUUCUGUGGCAACAUCUUGACAUGGAAAUUCCCUUCAAGGUGUCCGUGGGCUUUGUCGUUCUGUGGCAACAUCUUGACAUGGAAAUUCCCUUCAAGGUGUCCGUGGGCUUUGUCGUUCUGUGGCAACAUCUUGACAUGGAAAUUCCCUUCAAGGUGUCCGUGGGCUUUGUGGUUCUGUGGCAACAUCUUGACAUGGAAGUUCCCUUCAAGGUGUUCGUGGGCUCUGUCGUUCUGUGGCAACAUCUUGACAUGGAAAUUCCCUUCAAGGUGUCCGUGGGCUUUGUGGUUCUGUUGCCACAUCUUGACAUGGAAGUUCCCUUCAAGGUGUCCGUGGGCUCUGUGGUUCUGUUGCCACAUCUUGACAUGGAAAUUCCCUUCAAGGUGUCCGUGGGCUUUGUGGUUCUGUUGCAACAUCUUGACAUGGAAAUUCCCUUCAAGGUGUCCGUGGGCUUUGUCGUUCUGUGGCAACAUCUGGACAUGGAAAUUCCCUUCAAGGUGUCCGUGGGCUUUGUGGUUCUGUUGCAACAUCUUGACAUGGAAAUUCCCUUCAAGGUGUCCGUGGGCUCUGUGGUUCUGUUGCCACAUCUUGACAUGGAAAUUCCCUUCAAGGUGUCCGUGGGCUUUGUCGUUCUGUGGCAACAUCUUAACAUGGAAAUUCCCUUCAAGGUGUCCGUGGGCUCUGUGGUUUUGUGGCAACAUCUUGACAUGGAAAUUCCCUUCAAGGUGUCCGUGGGCGUUGUCGUUCUGUGGCAACAUCUUGACAUGGAAAUUCCCUUCAAGGUGUCCGUGGGCUCUGUGGUUCUGUGGCAACAUCUUGACAUGGAAAUUCCCUUCAAGGUGUCCGUGGGCGUUGUCGUUCUGUGGCAACAUCUUGACAUGGAAAUUCCCUUCAAGGUGUCCGUGGGCUCUGUGGUUCUGUGGCAACAUCUUGACAUGGAAAUUCCCUUCAAGGUGUCCGUGGGCUUUGUCGUUCUGUGGCAACAUCUUGACAUGGAAAUUCCCUUCAAGGUGUCCGUGGGCUUUGUGGUUCUGUGGCAACAUCUUGACAUGGAAAUUCCCUUCAAGGUGUCCGUGGGCUCUGUGGUUUCUGUUCUUAUGGCAAACAUCUAUGGACAGGUGUCCGUGGGCUCUGUGGUUCUCUUGCAACAUCUUGACAUGGAAAUUCCCUUCAAGGUGUCCGUGGGCUUUGUGGUUCUGUUGCAACAUCUUGACAUGGAAAUUCCCUUCAAGGUUUUCUUGGGCUAUGUCGUUCAGUUGCGACAUCUUGACAUGGAAAUUCCCUUCAAGGUUUCCUUGGGCUCUGUGGUUCUGUGGCAACAUCUUGACAUGGAAAUUCCCUUCAAGGUGUCCGUGGGCUUUGUCGUUCUGUGGCAACAUCUUGACAUGGAAAUUCCCUUCAAGGUGUCCGUGGGCUUUGUCGUUCUGUGGCAACAUCUUGACAUGGAAAUUCCCUUCAAGGUGUCCGUGGGCUCUGUGGUUCUGUGUACGUGGGGCUUUGGCGUUCUGUCGGCAACAUUUGACAUGGAAACUCCCUUCAAGGUGUCCGUGGCUUUGGUGGUUCUGUGGCAACAUCUUGGAAUGGAAUCCCUUCAAGGUGUCCGUGGGCUUUGUGGUUCUGUGUUGCAACAUCUUGACAUGGAAAUUCCCUUCAAGGUGUCCGUGGGCUUUGUCGUUCUGUGGCAACAUCUUGACAUGGAAAUUCCCUUCAAGGUGUCCGUGGGCUUUGUCGUUCUGUGGCAACAUCUUGACAUGGAAAUUCCCUUCAAGGUGUCCGUGGGCUUUGUGGUUCUGUGGCAACAUCUUGACAUGGAAAUUCCCUUCAAGGUGUCCGUGGGCUUUGUGGUUCUGUGGCAACAUCUUGACAUGGAAGUUCCCUUCAAGGUGUUCGUGGGCUCUGUCGUUCUGUGGCAACAUCUUGACAUGGAAAUUCCCUUCAAGGUGUCCGUGGGCUUUGUGGUUCUGUUGCAACAUCUUGACAUGGAAAUUCCCUUCAAGGUGUCCGUGGGCUUUGUCGUUCUGUGGCAACAUCUUGACAUGGAAAUUCCCUUCAAGGUGUCCGUGGGCUUUGUCGUUCUGUUGCAACAUCUUGACAUGGAAAUUCCCUUCAAGGUGUCCGUGGGCUUUGUCGUUCUGUGGCAACAUCUUGACAUGGAAAUUCCCUUCAAGGUGUCCGUGGGCUUUGUCGUUCUGUGGCAACAUCUUGACAUGGAAAUUCCCUUCAAGGUGUCCGUGGUCUUUGUGGUUCUGUUGCCACAUCUUGACAUGGAAAUUCCCUUCAAGGUGUCCGUGGGCUUUGUGGUUCUGUUGCCACAUCUUGACAUGGAAAUUCCCUUCAAGGUGUCCGUGGGCUUUGUCGUUCUGUGGCAACAUCUUGACAUGGAAAUUCCCUUCAAGGUGUCCGUGGGCUUUGUGGUUCUGUUGCAACAUCUUGACAUGGAAAUUCCCUUCAAGGUGUCCGUGGGCUUUGACAUGGAAAUUCCCUUCAAGGUGUCCGUGGGCUUUGUGGUUCUGUUGCCACAUCUUGACAUGGAAUUCCCUUCUUGCCAGGUGUCCGUGGGCUUUGUCGUUCUGUUGCAGCAACAUCUUGACAUGGAAAUUCCCUUCAAGGUGUCCGUGGGCUUUGUCGUUCUGUGGCAACAUCUUGACAUGGAAAUUCCCUUCAAGGUGUCCGUGGGCUCUGUGGUUCUGUUGCAACAUCUUGACAUGGAAAUUCCCUUCAAGGUGUCCGUGGGCUUUGUGGUUCUGUUGCAACAUCUUGACAUGGAAAUUCCCUUCAAGGUGUCCGUGGGCUCUGUGGUUCUGUUGCCACAUCUUGACAUGGAAAUUCCCUUCAAGGUGUCCGUGGGCUUUGUCGUUCUGUUGCAACAUCUUGACAUGGAAAUUCCCUUCAAGGUGUCCGUGGGCUUUGUCGUUCUGUGGCAACAUCUUGACAUGGAAAUUCCCUUCAAGGUGUCCGUGGGCUUUGUGGUUCUGUUGCAACAUCUUGGCAUGGAAGUUCCCUUCAAGGUGUCCGUGGGCUUUGUGGUUCUGUUGCAACAUCUUGACAUGGAAAUUCCCUUCAAGGUGUCCGUGGGCUUUGUGGUUCUGUUGCAACAUCUUGGCAUGGAAGUUCCCUUCAAGGUGUGUCCGUGGGGUUCGUGGUUCUGUGGCAACAUCUUGACAUGA
Molecule: messenger RNA, 8211 nt
Organism: Symbiodinium natans
Lineage: Eukaryota; Dinophyceae; Suessiales; Symbiodiniaceae
Source: the annotation of a GenBank genome assembly